Messenger RNA from Callithrix jacchus (white-tufted-ear marmoset), 939 nucleotides. RefSeq names its product coiled-coil domain containing 167 (gene CCDC167). Lineage: Eukaryota; Metazoa; Chordata; Mammalia; Primates; Cebidae. The record is from RefSeq and is a predicted model, not a curated record.
CGAAGACUUGAGCAUGCGCGUAGCUACCUGGUGGGCGCGUCCAGUGAUGACUGGGGGAUCCCGACAAGUAACAUGACUAAAAAGAAGCGGGAGAAUCUGGGCGUCGCUCUAGAGAAAAAUGUAUAUUUUUACAACUUGGACUGUUAUUAUGACAAAGUGUGUCAAUGAGAAAAACACCUCUGCGUUGCCCCUAGAUGUCUGAUCACCUGGCCCCACACGUGUGGAGUGUUUGGAAGCCAGAAUUUCCUCACGGCGUCUCCGUCACUCUAGGAUACGUUCGUGGGGCAGAUCGAUGGGCUAGAGAAGAAGCUGUCCCAGUGUCGGAGAGACCUAGAGGCUGUGAAUUCCAGGCUCCACAGCAGGGAGCUGAGCGCAGAGGCCAGGAGGUCUCUGGAGAAGGAGAAAAACAGCCUAAUGAGCAAAGCCUCCAACUAUGCAUCUCUAGAUUCUGCUCAACUGGGCACCUGACAGAGGGCAGGGACUCAAGAAACAGCCCCACCUGGCACCUACUCCACCUUCGGGCCCUCAGUUUCUGGUUGCUGGAUGAUGGGCACUACACACCCAACCCCUUGAGAGGCGAGCAGACUCACCUGGCGAUGUCACACCACCUCCUAGCCUGGCUUUCAGAGAAGGAACUGAAGUUGCUUCGGCAAGAGAACUGGAAGAACAUGCUGCUCUCUCUGGCCAUCUUCAUCCUUCUGACACUUAUCUAUGCCUACUGGACCAUGUGAGCCUGGCACUUCCCCACAGCCAGCACAGGCUUCCACUUGGCCCCUUGGUCAGGGCCAAGCAGGCACUUCAAGCCUCAACAGGACCAAGGUGCUAGAGCAUCCCCCUCCUGGCUUCCUGGUGGCCCAGCCCGCCUUGCCUCCCUGGCCUACUGGGGGGGGGUUCUGUAUCUCCGGAAGGACAUGGUGGCAAUAAAGAACUCCAAGCUGC